This is a messenger RNA of Manihot esculenta (cassava), 2050 nucleotides long. RefSeq names its product glycosyltransferase BC10. Bases 581 to 1756 code for a protein of 391 amino acids. The record is from RefSeq and is a predicted model, not a curated record. Gene Ontology annotation, cellular component: membrane. The transcript is spliced from 11 exons. NCBI's taxonomy places the organism in Eukaryota, Viridiplantae, Streptophyta, Magnoliopsida, Malpighiales, Euphorbiaceae. Gene Ontology annotation, molecular function: glycosyltransferase activity.
UUCCUUCUUUUCUUAGUUUUUCUUCAUUUUCAGUUCCCUGAUACGAAGAAGGAAAGAAAAUUAAUGUUUAGAUUUCUUGCUUUUUUUUAAGUAAUUCUAUGCAUGCGUCCACCGAGUUACCGCAAUGGGUUGUAAUGGGUUCAUCUCUUUUACGAGUAAUUCAAUACGGGGGAAGAGAAACUUCUUUUUCUGCUUUUUUCUUGGGAACCAAACAGUAACAAGUGUAGAUUGUAGAAGCGUGGAAGUUUCUAAAUUUGUGCGGCCAAAGCAGGGUGGUUUUGGUUUGACUAUUAACGUAAUUGAGUGUGCAUUUUGGAUUUUGAACGAGUCAUUGGUGUUGGGUUUGGAUUAAAUUGGUUUGACUUUUAUUAUAUAUAAUUUAGUGGUUGAAGAUGGGAAUGAACACUUGGUUUUAGUAGUUGGGCAAAUUGCGGACUUUGCAUCAAAGGGUUUCUCCUGAAUAGUCAAUUGGAGAAUUUUAGCUUGAAAAGUUCUUACUGCUUGUUUGGGAGAGGGUGGACAUCAAUAAUAGCGAAAGACGUGCAUGACCUCAAAUGAAGUACUGAUGUGCUUAUAGUAAAUGAAGACAGCUCAAACGUGGCAUCUAGACAUGGGUGAUAUGCAGAUCUUGCCAGGCGCUCGCCACCGCCCUCCUUUGAAGAGGCCAAUAUGGAUUAUUGUCUUGGUUUCAAUGGUCAGCCUAUUUCUAGUGUGUGCUUAUGUCUAUCCUCCCCAAAGCAGUGCUGCUUGUUAUGUUUCUUCUAGCGGCUGCAAGGUUCUUACUCAUUGGCUUCCACCAGCUCCUGCAAAAGAUUAUACGGAUGGAGAAAUUGCUUCUCAGAUUGUGGUUAGGGAAAUUUUGAAUGCAGCUUAUGUUCCAUCAAAAAAUGCUAAAAUUGCCUUCAUGUUCUUGAGCCCGGGUUCAUUACCUUUUGAGAAGCUAUGGGAGAAGUUUUUCCAUGGUCAUGAAGGCAGAUUCUCUGUUUAUGUGCAUGCUUCCAAGGACAAGCCAGUUCAUGUGAGCCGAUACUUUGUCAAUCGGGAGAUACACAGUCGCCAGGUGGUGUGGGGAAAAAUUUCAAUGGUUGAUGCAGAGAGACGGCUUUUGGCAAAUGCAUUGAAGGAUCCUGAAAACCAGCAUUUUGUCUUACUUUCUGAUAGUUGUGUGCCAUUGCACAACUUUGAUUAUGUUUACAACUAUCUGAUGUACACAAAUAUAAGCUUUGUUGAUUGCUUUUAUGAUCCUGGACCACAUGGGAAUGGUAGGUAUUCAGAGCAUAUGUUGCCUGAAGUUGAGAAGAAAGACUUCAGAAAGGGUGCGCAGUGGUUCUCAAUGAAGCGACAACAUGCGGUGAUUGUUGUGGCUGAUAGUACUUACUAUUAUAAAUUCCGGCAGUUCUGCAAGCCUGGUCUGGAAGGGAAAAAUUGCAUAGCUGAUGAACAUUAUUUACCGACCUUUCUCCACUUGGCUGAUCCUCUUGGAAUUGCAAAUUGGUCAGUAACACAUGUUGAUUGGUCUGAGAGAAAAUGGCAUCCAAAAUCUUAUAGGGCUCAAGAUAUUACUUAUGAACUUCUGAAGAAUAUUACGUCAAUUGACCUUAGUGUGCACGUGACAAGUGACGAAAAGAGGGAAGUGCAGAUACAGCCAUGCUUAUGGAAUGGUAUCCAACGACCAUGCUACUUAUUCGCGAGGAAAUUCUACCCAGAAACUAUUGAUAACCUCUUGCAGCUAUUCUCCAACUAUACGACAAUUUGAGUGAGAGAUGUUUUUGACUAAAUUCUUUCUGUGGUCGGAUGAAUAGUUCUCUUCGACCUCCCCCAACUCCACUUGGAUUCGAUUCUUCCAUAUAUCUUAAAAAUUUGUAAAUGGUGGUGCAUUGCUGAGAAGUGAAUGUCGCCUGGCAUGGUUCUUGUAUUUUGGGGGUAAAAAUUGAGAUUGUAUAUUAACUUUUGGCUACUUACCACUUUAAAUUCAAAUUUCUGAAUCAUAGUUUCAACAAACAAAAAAAAAGGCUAAAUGAAUUAUAAAGUUCUAUUUCAUGGGCGAAGG